Messenger RNA from Alligator sinensis (Chinese alligator), 1651 nucleotides. RefSeq names its product transmembrane protease serine 11B-like protein. The transcript has 12 exons. Lineage: Eukaryota; Metazoa; Chordata; Crocodylia; Alligatoridae. The coding region runs from base 1 to 1398 and encodes 465 amino acids. Gene Ontology annotation, cellular component: plasma membrane; extracellular region. Gene Ontology annotation, biological process: proteolysis. Gene Ontology annotation, molecular function: serine-type endopeptidase activity. The record is from RefSeq and is a predicted model, not a curated record.
AUGAAUCCACAGAUCUACCUGAAAUGUAGUGGUUCUGUGAACAUUUUUGAUGUUGAACAAAAAGCUGCCAACCAGCAAAGGCUUAGAAAGCUUGGACUGAAAGGUUUCUUGGCCCUAACCUUCACUGGCAUCCAGAGGCUGACCCACUCGGACACACAGAUGAAGCGUCUGGAGCCAUGGAAGAUAGCCCUUAUCGUUCUUUCAAUAUUGGCAUUUCUGGCACUUGUCAUUGGUCUGCUUGUGUUUUUUCUGAGCAACGAAGAGAAACGCUAUUACACUGCGAACUUUAAAAUCACUAAUCGCCAGUACCACCCCGACUUUGAAAAACAAACCUCAGAAGAAUUUAGACGUCUGAGCACAGAGAUCGAGAGAUUGAUUACCAGGACAUUUGAAGCCUCCAUUUUAAAGGACAGGUACAUCACAUCCCAGGUGGUCAGUCUAAGCCCAGACCCUACAGGAGUGGUGGCGCAGGUUGUGUUGAUGUUUGAGUUCGUCUCAGCUGAUAGCCAGGCAGGAAACCAGGAGCGAGUCAACAAGGUUCUGCAUAUGCAGAUGAAAACAUACACUGGGUCCUUGGAAAUUGAUCCGUCUAGUUUCAAACUCACAAGAGUCAAAAGGGAAAGUGGUGAAAACCUGCUCAACAACUGCUGCGGGACACGAAUGCAGAUGGUGUCAUCUGUGGGAGUAGCAAGAAUAACAGGGGGCCGGCUUGCCCAGGCUGGGGAGUGGCCAUGGCAGGCCAGCAUUCAGCUGAAUGGCAUGCAUCGCUGUGGCGCAUCAAUCAUCAGCAACACAUGGCUUGUAACAGCAGCGCACUGCUUCAGAGGAGUGAAGGACCCUCGUGUGUGGACAGCCAGCUUUGGGACUGUGAGAAGACCUCCUAAAGAGAGAAGAGCCAUCCAGAGCAUUAUUGUUCAUGAACAAUAUGCUGAUUAUCUUUAUAACCACGAGUAUGACAUUGCUGUCAUGAAGCUCGCCACUCCUCUGCCCUUCACAAGUGAAAUACACAGUGUCUGCCUCCCAGAACCAUUGCAGGUGUUUCCAGAGAACACCAGCUGUUUUGUCACAGGAUGGGGAGCUUUGAGGGAUGAUGGUCAAAGCGUUAAUCAACUACGGCAAGCAGAAGUGAAAAUCAUUGGCACUAACAUCUGCAACCGCGAGGAAGUGUACAAUGGAGCCAUCACACCUGGGAUGGUGUGUGCAGGAUACUUGGAGGGGAAAAUAGAUGCAUGUCAGGGUGACUCUGGUGGGCCACUGGUUACUCCAGAUUCUAGAGGCAUCUGGUACCUUGUGGGAAUUGUGAGCUGGGGAGAUGAAUGUGCCAAACCAAACAAGCCCGGAGUCUACACUCGAGUGACUUAUUAUCGGGACUGGAUUACUUCAAAAACUGGCCUAUAAAAUCCCAAGUGAGCAAAACUGCAGGACCAUGCAAGCCUGUAAUACCAAAAUAUUAUUUAAUGUACAUAGGUCUUGUUGCCCUUUGGAUUGUUGUUGGAUUCACUUGUGGUCUUCCUAAUGCCAGUAAAUUCAGAGAGGAGGCAGAGCUCUGAAUAACUGUGGCCUACCACUGGAGGGGAACAUACACUCUCAGAAUAUAUUGCAAAGAGUCAAACCCUUCCAUUUGACUUUGCCAUUUAAAAAAAAAUACAUU